AUGGAUAUUGAAAAAAGGAAAGAAGAACUUGAGUGUCCCAAUUUAGGAAUUGAGAGAAAAUAUGAAGAGAUAUUUGUACAAGUGAAGAAGUUAUUGGUAUUGGCUGGGCCUUUGAUGUUAGUUAAUAUUUUGUUAUAUUCCUUACAAGUUAUCUCUGUUAUGUUUGUUGGUCAUCAAGGAGAGUUAGCUCUUUCUGGUGCUUCAAUGGCUACUUCCUUUGCCUUUGUCACCGGCUUCGGCUUGUUGAUGGGAAUGGGAAGUGCAUUGGAAACACUAUGUGGUCAAUCAUAUGGUGCAAAUCAAUAUCAUAUGCUUGGUAUUCAUAUGCAAAGGGCAAUGUUUGUUAAUCUUUUGGUUAGCAUACCACUUGCUUGUGUUUGGGCUAAUGCAGGGCGUAUUCUUGUAAUAUUGAGACAAGAUCCAGAAAUAGCAGCUGAAGCAGGAAUUUAUGCACGAUUCAUGAUACCGAGCAUCUUUGCAUAUGGACUACUCGAAUGCCAGAUUAGGUUUCUACAAGCUCAAAACAAUGUUGUACCUAUGAUGCUUACUGCAGGAGGCACCGCGUUGCUGCAUGUUUUUGGUUGUUGGAUUCUUGUACUCAAAUCAGGGCUUGGAAGCAGAGGAGCUGCUCUGGCUAAUGCUACGUCUUACUGGAUUAACGUGUUCUCUUUAGUUGCGUAUAUUAAGAUCUCACCUUCCUUCAAAAGUACUUGGACCGGUUUCUCAACUGAAGCAUUUUCUGAUAUCCCGAGAUAUCUUAAACUAGCAAUUCCCUCCGCUGUUAUGAUAUGCUUGGAGAUAUGGUCGUUUGAAAUGAUGGUUCUGUUGUCUGGUCUUCUUCCUAAUCCAAAACUAGAAACCUCAGUUCUUUCCAUCAGCCUUAAUACAUCUGCUAUGGUACAUAUGUUGCCUCAAGGACUAGGUGGAGCUACAAGCGUAAGAGUUUCCAACGAAUUGGGAGCUGGACGACCAAAAACAGCUCGUCUUGUAGCACGUACUGCAACAGUUUUAGCUACUACAGAAGGCAUUCUAGUAGCUAUUGUCAUGGUUUCGAUUCGUAAAGUCUGGGGCCAUUGCUAUAGCAAUGAAGAUGAAAUAGUGAAAUAUGUUGGGAAAAUGUGUUUCUUUUUAGCAGGAUCUCACUUCUUAGAUGCACAUCAAUCUAUAUUUUCAGGUAUUGCUAGAGGAUGUGGGUGGCAAAAGAUAGGUGCAUAUGUUAAUUUGGGUGCCUUUUAUCUGUGGGGAAUACCAAUUGGUAUUGUGUUAGCUUUUGUAUACCAUUUUGGAGGAAAGGGACUUUGGUUGGGAAUCAUUCUGGCCAUUUCUGCUCAAGUUGUGAUUUAUUCUGUUGUUAUUCUGAGAACAAAUUGGGAUAAACAGGUAAAGAAAGCAGCAGUUAGGGUGACUCAAGCAUAA
Messenger RNA from Solanum pennellii, 1416 nucleotides. Its product is annotated as protein DETOXIFICATION 16-like. The record is from RefSeq and is a predicted model, not a curated record. Gene Ontology annotation, cellular component: membrane. Gene Ontology annotation, molecular function: xenobiotic transmembrane transporter activity; antiporter activity. NCBI's taxonomy places the organism in Eukaryota, Viridiplantae, Streptophyta, Magnoliopsida, Solanales, Solanaceae. Gene Ontology annotation, biological process: xenobiotic detoxification by transmembrane export across the plasma membrane. The coding region runs from base 1 to 1416 and encodes 471 amino acids. The transcript has 7 exons.